AUGGCUGAAGGAUCAGCUCUCCGGAAAUCCCCACCUCGAGCGCCCCCUUUACCGCCACAACCCACACGGGAAGAACAAGAGGCUGUGCGCAGGCGCUAUGAGGCUCAGGAAAAAAUAGUGCAGGCAAACAUGGCCGACUAUGCAAGUGUGUGUCGACAGAAAGAGAUGCAAUUCCAGUUAGUUGGCGCCAUAGAGAACGAGGAUAAAGGUCUCAUCCGGGCACUAAUUGAGGAAGGCGUAAACACGAAUGCCGUCAUCCUCUUCACGCGCACUCCGCUCGUGCACGCGCUCGAGGACGGUCAUGAAGACAUCGCCAUCGUUCUCACGCAAGGGGGCGCAGAUGUCAGCAUGGCGGAGAGGACGUUUCCAUAUCGAAACCCUGUUCACAUUGCCGCUCUGAACGGAAUGGUAAAGGCCCUGCAGGAACUUCACGAUCACGGCGCGGACGUAGGGGCCCGUGAGGCCACAGCCAUGUCGCCCUUACAUUUCGCUGCAUGGCGAGGUCACUUGGACACUGUAUCCUGGCUCCUACAAAAUGGCGCAGACAAAGACGCCGAGGAUGACUUCCGUCGGACGCCAUUACAUCGUGCCGUGGAAGGUAACCAUGGAGAUGUGGUUGACGCCCUUUUGUCCGCGGGGGCGGACGUAAACAGAGCGGACCGUUUUAAUUGGACGGCGUUGUUUCAUCCAGUCAUUUGUGACAAACCGGAUAUGGUGCAUUUGCUUCUAUCGCGUGGAAUUGAUGUAAACACUGUCAGCAACACCGGAAACACGCCUCUUCACGCUGCGUGCGCACGACUUCGGCCCGUGAUUACAAAAAUCCUGCUAUCGGCCUCUCCGGAUCCGGUACGGAGACGAAAACGGAUUCCCUUUCCAGAUUUUGAGGAAGAUCUCGCACGCGGAGAUUUUACUAGCCGGUUUGAGAUCAUUGAAGCUCUGGUGGAUAAAGGUGCUGAAGUCAAUAUCCUAAACAAUGAAUCGUUCUCGCCACUUUACUUAGCUCUCUUUUUCGGUUAUAACAUCAGACUUGUAGAGUUUUUGGUGCAUGCUGGUACAAGGCUGAACAACGAACCGUGGCUGAACCAGGAAAUUUACCGCUCUGUUGCUGUCCAAAAAGGUUUCUCGGAAAUUCUUCAGUGGUUAGACUGCUGCAGACUAGAACCGCCAUCUUUGACAAAAGAAUGCAGAUACGUUAUCCGGAAGUCUUUAGGACGGGGCAUCCGUGCAAAAAUUACCCAUCUUCCACUUCCGGAGAAACUCAAGAGCUAUCUGAAUCUAGAAGAGUUUUAUGUCACUUAAUUACG
Messenger RNA from Liolophura sinensis, 1304 nucleotides. RefSeq names its product poly [ADP-ribose] polymerase tankyrase-2-like. The record is from RefSeq and is a predicted model, not a curated record. Bases 1 to 1299 code for a protein of 432 amino acids. Gene Ontology annotation, molecular function: protein binding; transcription cis-regulatory region binding. Gene Ontology annotation, biological process: positive regulation of transcription by RNA polymerase II; intracellular signal transduction. The transcript has 2 exons. Gene Ontology annotation, cellular component: nucleus. NCBI's taxonomy places the organism in Eukaryota, Metazoa, Mollusca, Polyplacophora, Chitonida, Chitonidae.